UAUUAUUCAAAACCCUAAUCUUCUCCACCCCACAAACAAUCUUCUCCACCGCCGUUUCCCAGGUCACCAACACACAAAACCCUAAUUACUCUUUUCACCAUACGCAUCGUCGAUCUAGCAGUUCAUACACGUCUACAGCAAUGCUUUACAAACGAUUUAAGUUCGCCAAAUGCUACAUCUCGGAUUAAGUUGAUGAAAAAAAGGAGUACAGAUUAAUCAGAUGAAAGAGAACUGGCUCAGUUGCUUGAGACUAGCCAGGACCAUACUGCACAAAUUCGGAUUACUUGCGAAAUCAAUUUAAGAAGAAGAAUCAGGACUUAACUUGAAUGUUUAGAUAUUGGAAGCAUCAGUGAGCACUUGAUGGGAAAAGAGACAAUAUAAGAUUUUGGACAAAAUUGCUACUCACGUGUUCAUGAGCUGCUUAUAAGCGUAUAUGCAUACCAUAACACAAGACGGAUGUUGUACAUAAACACAACCGAAACACUCGAAGAACGACACAAAUUCAAAAUCUAAAGAGGGAAAAUGUGGAUCGAAGAACGACAAAAAAUCAAGUUUGUAGGUGAUGGUGGAUCUUAAUACAAAGAGGUUAAAUUUGCAAGUUGUAAAUAUUAAAGUUGACAGUAUAGGAGCACUGAAAGUUAUUUUUGUCGAUGUUUGGAAUGUGAAUAACCAGGAGCCAAAUUUGAUAAAGUUGGUAGGCGUACUCCCCAUGGGAUUCUUUUGUUUAGAAGGUAGGGAUUGGGGGUUUUGAAGAUUAUUUAAUUGGAAGAGGUUAAGUAGGCAGUUGUGUUUUGUGAAAUUUGGGGAAGAAAAUGAUGUCUAAAUUUGAAGGAGUUGUUGUGUCUGAUCAUUGGCUUCAAAGUCAGUUCACUCAAGUUCAGCUUCGUAGUCUCAAAUCGAAGUUUACAGCAUUAAAGAACCAAAAUGGGCAAGUUCUUGUUGGGGACAUACCAGCCUUGCUUGUGAAACUAAAGCCUUUCAGCGAGACGUUUAACGAGGAUGAAAUAACGGAGAUAUUACGUGCAUCUGGUUUUGAUACAAGUAACGAAGUCGAUUUCGAACAAUUCCUUAAGACUUAUGUGACUUUAGAAACACAAGCUGCAACAAAAUCCGGUGAUUUGAAGAGCCCAACUUCGUUUCUGAAUGCAACUACGACAACACUACUUCACACCAUCCAUGAAUCAGAAAAAAAGUCUUAUGUUGCUCAUAUCAAUAGUUAUCUCAGAGAAGAUCCAUUUAUGAAGCAGUUUCUUCCUAUAGAUCCCGCUACUAAUGAGUUGUUUGAACUUGCUAGAGAUGGAGUCCUUCUAUGUAAACUUAUCAAUGUUGCUGUACCAAAUACGAUAGAUGAACGGGCUAUCAACACAAAGAGAAUACUUAACCCUUGGGAAAGAAAUGAAAAUCAUACACUUUGCCUCAAUUCUGCUAAGGCUAUCGGGUGUACAGUGGUCAAUAUUGGCACACAGGAUCUUGUUGAAGGAAGACCUCAUCUGGUACUUGGCCUAAUUUCUCAAAUCAUAAAGAUACAACUUUUGGCGGAUCUAAACCUUAGGAAGACACCACAGCUACUGGAAUUAGUGGAGGACAACAAUGAUGUUGAGGAGCUCAUGGGAUUAGCACCUGAAAAACUCUUACUCAAAUGGAUGAACUUUAAUCUUAAGAAAGCAGGCUACAAGAAACCCGUAACAAAUUUCUCAUCCGAUCUUAAGGACGGGGAAGCUUAUGCAUACCUGCUUAAUGUUCUUGCACCGGAAUAUGGAAGCCCGGCCACUCUUGAUGCCAAAGAUCCUGUUGAAAGGGCUGAUUUGGUACUUUCACAUGCGGAAAAAAUGGAUUGCAAAAGAUAUUUAACUCCAACCGACAUUGUUGAAGGCUCCGCAAAUCUAAAUCUCGCAUUUCUUGCACAAAUAUUCCACCAAAGAAAUGGUCUGUCUGCUGAUAGCAAAAAUAUCUCUUUUGCCGAGAUGAUGACAGACGAUGCACAAAUGUCCAGAGAAGAAAGGUGUUUCAGACUCUGGAUCAACAGUCUUGGAACAUCUUCUUAUGUCAACAAUUUGUUCGAGGAUGUUAGAAACGGAUGGGUACUUCUUGAAGUUCUUGAUAAGGUUUCUCCGGGUUCGGUUAACUGGAAGCAAGCAACUAAACCUCCGAUUAAGAUGCCGUUUAGAAAAGUUGAGAAUUGCAAUCAAGUUAUUAAAUUAGGAAAGCAGUUGAAAUUUUCAGUUGUGAAUUUGGCGGGAAAUGAUUUCGUUCAAGGGAACAAGAAACUCAUACUCGCUUUCUUGUGGCAGUUGAUGAGAUUUCAUAUGCUUCAACUUUUAAAGAACUUAAGAUCGCGAUCUCAAGGGAAGGAGAUAACCGACGCAGAUAUUUUGAAAUGGGCAAACAAAAAAGUGAAGAUAACAGGCAGAGCGUCUCAGAUGGAGAGUUUUAAGGAUAAGAGCCUUUCGAGUGGAAUAUUCUUCCUUCAGCUUCUGAGCGCAAUUGAGCCUAGAGUUGUCAACUGGAACCUUGUAACCAAGGGCAAAAGCGAUGAGGAAAAGAAGCUGAAUGCAACUUACAUAAUCAGUGUUGCCCGGAAGCUUGGGUGCUCGAUAUUCUUGUUACCCGAAGACAUCAUGGAGGUGAACCAAAAAAUGAUACUUAUGCUUACAGCCAGCCUUAUGUAUUGGAGCCUGCAGCAGUCUAAGGAGGAGGCUGAAUCAUCUCCUUCAUCGGUUGCCGAGACUCCUGAAGGAUCUCCGGAAGCUUCCCUUAACGGGGAUGAUGAUAGCCCUGUGGGACGUCCUGAGAUAUCCAAAUUGUCGAUCGAUGAUGAUGUAGCAUCUGAUACUCCGGUUACACCGACCAUAGGACAAGAUGACACUUCCUUGUAAUAAUAUGUUUUGGUUUGUACAAACUUUGGAUAGAAGAACAUGGAAAGGAAAAAGGUUAGAUAUUAUACAAAAAAAAAAAGAAAAAAAACAAGGUCCGGUUUCCUGCACAUUUAUUAUUUGGUAGUUAUUUAGAUUUUAGCCAUUGAUAUAGGACUGUUUUUGCCUUUUUGGAAUGCGAUAGGGAAACCCUACAUAACCAGUCUAGUUGAGUACUCUUGAACUA
This is a messenger RNA of Helianthus annuus (common sunflower), 3099 nucleotides long. Its product is annotated as fimbrin-1. Gene Ontology annotation, biological process: actin filament bundle assembly; actin filament network formation. Gene Ontology annotation, cellular component: actin filament bundle; cytoplasm; actin filament. Lineage: Eukaryota; Viridiplantae; Streptophyta; Magnoliopsida; Asterales; Asteraceae. The record is from RefSeq and is a predicted model, not a curated record. Bases 813 to 2876 code for a protein of 687 amino acids. The transcript is spliced from 20 exons. Gene Ontology annotation, molecular function: actin filament binding.